ACGCAGGGUAGUUUCGGGUCCAUGUGAAAUAGCCGCAUUUUGAUGACCCCUGACCCUCGUGCUGCCUGCAAUUGCAAAAUACCCUACGGCAGCGACGUGGACGAAGAGGCGGCGACCGAGAACGAGGGAGGAGCCACCAUGGCCUUGUGCUCCUGCUUCGGGCCUUCCAAGGCCGAGAGGAGGGCGGCUGACCUCGCCGAGUCUCAGGACGCCCGUGCCAAAGCCGCCGAGGCAGCUCAGAGGAGGAGUAACAUGGAGGUAAACCGCAGGCAGGAACAAUUUGACAAAUCGGCUGCCGGAAGAGCGGCGAAAGCACAGAUGGCAGCAGCAGCAAAGCAAUCCAGCGAGUCGAGCAAAGGGGAACCGGUCCUCAAGUGGCAGAUGGGAUGACUUGUAAAUUCUUGUGGAUUCUCAGAGUGGAUGCUGCCUUCAAAAUCAUCUCUUCUACACUGACCUUUCAUUUCGAAGAAUGGAUCAGCUCGCAGCAGAAAAUUUUAACAGUGCAAGUAGUCAAUGUAUCGACGAAUAAUUUUGUGUGCAUUUGACUGUUUAUGUCCUUAUCGUCCUUCGAGGUUCCUUUAGCAGCAAACUUGUUUAUAUCCUACGUUUGAAGAAUGUAUUGCUGAGGAAUAAAAAUAAAAGGUAAUUGUCCUGGAGAGGCCUUGAAGUCA
Messenger RNA from Zingiber officinale, 671 nucleotides. RefSeq lists its product as uncharacterized. Bases 43 to 390 code for a protein of 115 amino acids. The transcript has 4 exons. The record is from RefSeq and is a predicted model, not a curated record. NCBI's taxonomy places the organism in Eukaryota, Viridiplantae, Streptophyta, Magnoliopsida, Zingiberales, Zingiberaceae.